Molecule: messenger RNA, 4886 nt
Organism: Daphnia pulex (common water flea)
Lineage: Eukaryota; Metazoa; Arthropoda; Branchiopoda; Diplostraca; Daphniidae
Gene: KrT95D
Product: phosphofurin acidic cluster sorting protein 2-like
Exons: 12
Coding region: 374-3838 (1154 amino acids)
Biological process (GO): protein localization to plasma membrane
Source: RefSeq, a predicted model, not a curated record
CGUCUCAGCUGAUCGUGUCAUUUUGGGGCCCCGACGCAGACGCUCAUCGCGCCCCAGUAUGUGUGUUGUAUUUGAUUCGAGUUAAAGGAGAGGGAAAGGAAGUUGGACUUGGGCGUCGAAAGGCGUCGGUAGUGAAAACAACAGCUCUUGGUUUUUUUUGUUUUUGUUUUUAUCUAGGAGUUGGGCCUCGAUCACUUUGUGCUGUGUGCGUGUGAACCGUUCUCACUGGCUGAUUCUCGAUGGGUUCGUGAGCUCCAACUUUGCUCUGCUGUGAUCUUUUUCCCACCCCAGAGUUCGCCCCACCAGAGUUCUUCAACAGUCUUCAAACCUGCUGCUGCUGCUGGCCUGUGUUCUUGCACACAUCUGAAAUAAGAUGACGGAAAGGGCAGGACGCGGCUCGCUGGCGAGCAGCGUCGUCACCAGCAAGACAGCCAAGGGAGAUGGCCAGCCUCUGAUUCCGAUGAACCUUUUUGCAGCAUGGGAUGUUGAUCGAACACCACCCAACUGUGUCCCCAGGUUAUGCUCGCUGACCCUGUCCCGACUGACUGUCCUGAAACCGCUCGGCUCCGACAUCAGCACCAUUACGUUGGCCGUCAAAAUGCAGAGUUCAAAAAGGACGUUGAGAUCGAAUGAGAUCAUGUUGCCAGCCGGCGGUGGUUUACUGGACACGGCACUGGAACUGCGAUUCGCCCUGCAGUACCCGCAUUACUUGAAACAGUGGGAGGCCGGCAAUCGACUGCAAGUGAUGCUGCAGCGCCGGAAGCGCUACAAAAACCGGACGAUCCUCGGCUACAAGACUCUCUGCUCCAACACAAUCAACAUGGUGGCAGCUGUUCAACGCCAAAUGGACAUGGAAUUGGAAUUGUAUGGCGAGGCGACCAGCACCAGCGGCAAGGAGAGCGUCGCUCCGCUCGCCCGACUCCAAGUCCAAUCAUUGACCAGUCAGCCCGUCGAUCACGAAGAGGCGGCCGAGCGUCUCAAGACUCUAUCACUGGGCGACGGCGCAGUAGUUCAAUCGACUGCCGCCACGUUACUGGGCGGCAGUCCUGCCGUGUCGUUGUCUUCUUCUGCCACCAAGUCCAGCACCAAUCCCCACUCGACCCUUUCUCUGUCUCACCCUUUAGUGCUGGAGCGCGGAGGCGUCGGCGGAAUGCGGUCGGGAUUCGUCCGCUACGAGGACGAGGACGACGACGAAUUCUCGAGCAACGACGACGGAGGAUCCGAUUCGGAUCAGACGGCGGGGCUGGGUGGCGUGCGCGCCGGAGGAGGUGCCGGCGUCGGAGGAGUCAGUGGCGUGGUGGGAUCUGGCGUCGACCGACGACCCGCCAGGAUGAACAAGGCCAUGAUGCAGAACCGUGGAAAAAUCCUGCCUUCCAACGCCAGGCAAAGGAAUUUGAAGCAGAAAUUCGUUGCAUUGCUCAAACGUUUCAAAAUCACCGAGGAUCUCCAGGGCCUGGAAAACGAGGCCGACGAAGAUCCCACCAAACUCACUGGGGCCGACUUGGAAAUGGACGCCGGUGAUAUCGAGGAUUUAAUCGACGAACUUGAGGAUCUGAGCGAUUCUGGACCUGAAAUGGACACGUUGAGCGUCACGUCGACUCCCAAACCGUCGCUGAGACCGUUCUUUGCAUCCAGUCGAUCCUUGUUGGCUCCUGAUCUCAGUUCGAAUCCAUCCGCUUUCGCCUUCCCGACGACCGGGACGUUUUUCAACGAUAAAGCGACAGCACCGGCCACUCUCAACACGUCAUCGGCCGGUGGCCGGAGGCUGGAACGCCACUACAGCGACGAGAGUUCCAAACGGGCCGAUUCGGAUUCCACGCACGCCGAGUCCAUGUUCACCGACCAGGAUCGCGAGAGCGACACACCGACCGCUUCCAGCGCCCAUUGCCCGUCUCAUUUCUCCACGGCCGCACACGAUGACAAGACCAAGAACGAAAAGGAAGUGAGAAGAAGUCGACUGUUUAACCGGGAGCGGUCGGGUCCUUCGCUGUCGUCCGUCUCGUCCGGGAGCGUCGCUCCGUCGCCUUGCUCAGGGACCUCCACCAACGCGCACCAGCAGCAACAGACGCACCAACAGAAAGAAUCGUGCAGCGGAAGCAAAAAGAGUUCCGGUGCCCAGGGCAACAGCGGUAGUUUAACGUCGUCAACAUCGUCAUCCAAAGACAAAUCGAAUGAAUCCAGCCCGCGCAAGAUCCUGUUGGAACAACUGGUGCGUUGCAUGCCGGCUGACGACGCUUUACCCGAUCAUGUCGUCAUGGUUAGCGGAGCCGACCUGCAGGGCUGUAACCUGGCCGGGAGAUUGGCCGAGCGCCAACAGCGUGCCGUCUGCACGGGCGGCGUCGCCGACGUCCGCGCAACCAUCGCCUGUCUGGUUUCCAAAAUUCAGAAAUUUUGCAACUGCAGCGCCAAACCACCGCCGGCCGUCAAAGUGGUGCUCAUGGGUCCUGAUAGUUACGUCAACUCUGUCCUCCGUUGCUACGUGGAACAGUUUAGCAGCAAACCGCCCGACUGGAAGAAUUAUCUCAAGUUUUACAUCGUCCCCCUCGUUACCAACAGCGGGUCUUCCGCCGGAACGAAUAACAACAGCGGCAACGGGAUCGGCACUGGCGGAUCCAACAACACCUUGUCGAGGUACCUGGCCUCCCUCGACCGAUACUACAACGUCAAUUUCGUUUCCGACUCGUGGAGAGAAGCCCUGGACAGGCCGGCCGAGAAGAUGCUGGCGGCUUCCAUCAACGGUGGAGGUGUCGACACCAUGGGCGGCUCGUCCGCUCCCGCAGUCACUACCCCGUCGAAAAUCGAUGUCCAGGAGGUGAUACACAGACUGGGCAGAUACUUGACCAGCAACGGAUGCACAGUCCAAGUGCCCAUCGCCGAGGCCAUGAUCACUUACAGAGAACCCAAUUCGGAGGAGGAAUCGACGCAGGUUUUCAUCCCGUUCGUUAGUGAAGUGCGGAUCGGUUUCGCCGAAUCUGCGGCCGCCGUGAUGGCAGCGGCCGCUGCUAUGACUCCCGGCUCGGUUGACGCCGAGGACGGACAGCAGCUGAGCAACACCGGGGCCAGUUCUGGGCCCUUGUCCGGUUCGCCUCCUCACCAGUCAUCCGUAAUGUUGACUGUCAACGCUGCCAUUCAACCUGGCAGUUCAAUGGAGAGGGAACAGCGCGACAAAGAGCGGACUGGCGGCCGGACAACACCACCCAGCUCACCCAACAUUUCUUCCGUUCACGGCCAAAAAUCUUUUUUUGAUGAAAACAGGAGGGAAACGUCGACUCCUGGAGCCGAAUCGGUUGAGCUGCAAGUGGAUUAUUGGUUGUCGGGUGCCAGCGCGGCAGCGGCGGCGGCCGCCGCCUCGGCGACAGCCCGCGAAAGCAUCGCCUCUGCGGCCGCCAUCAGCCUGGCAACUAUGGCGCAGGCUGUCAAGCGGGAGAAACCCGGUCCGGCCGAGCAGAGCAGUGUCAAAUACACGGUGAAAGCCGGUUUCCGUUGGAUCGUCGUCCAGCGACUGCCUCAUAGCAACGUGUCGUCGUCGACAACUGCUUCCUCCUCCGGCUCGGAUGCCUCUUCUCUCUUCACCAUGACGUUCGGUCUCAAGGAGAAGAAACAAAAAAUCAUGCGGCUGGGCAAGAAGAAGGAAAAAGAAAAGGAAUCCGAGUCCAAGAGUCAAGUGGUCGAGGGCAUCAAUCGACUCGUGUGUCAGGCCAAGACGCAUCAUUCUCUGCUCAAAGUGGUGAUUGACGGAGUGGAAUGGAACAAUGUCAAGUUCUUCCAGCUGUCGUCCCAGUGGCAAACGCACAUCCGCCACUUCCCCGUCGCUCUCUUUACCGAAUCUAUUUUGUGAAACAAUUGCGGUUGGACGGAAUUCGCGGAAAAUAUAUAUGAAAACAGGAAAAAGGCAGUCGGCUACUACCCACAAAAAAAGAAGUCUAAAAUAAUAAUAAUAAUGAAAAAAGUGAAUGAAACAAAUAAUUUCGGGAUUAACAUCCCGCAACCAAUCCCCACCGCCGUUUUUUGUUUUCUUGAUUAAUAAUUCCUCCUCCUCCUUGCCCUCUACUGAUUUUCUCUCUGAUGAAUUUGUGCUUGUGUUUCUCUCAAUGUUUUUUGUUGUCGUUUCCUCCUCCCAAACUGUCGGCUCCCAACGGCUUUUGUUGUUGUUACAUUAUCACAACUUCUUCUGUGAUUCCACCAACUUUUCAUCGUCAAGAUGUCGUCUCCUUAUUCUUCCUCCCUCCUCCUCCGUUGAAAUAAUUAAUGAACUAUUGGAUGACACAAAAAAACACUCACAAAUGAAACGGGUGGAGGGGGGAUGUGGCUCCACAUUUAUACAAACGGGCAAUGUCUGGCCGUUUGUAGGACUUGCAGACGAGUGAAAGAAACAAAUCAAGCGGGGGUGUGCGCGAGAGAUUAACUAUUUCAUCAUGCCGCGCGCCAUUGUUUUGCAACAUGCCUCGUUAUAAUUAUUGUUAUUACGUGUUCGAUGGAAUAAGAGCGGAGAGGUCCAAUCUCCUAGUCACUCUAAAAAAGAAAGGAAACAGCAAACAUUGUUUUUUGAAAAAGAGGCCUGUGGAAUAUGAUUUUCUAUUUUUGAUGGAAGGCGAUGCUGUAUCGUUGUUUAAUCUUUUGGAUUAUAUAUUAAUUAAGUGUGUGUGUGUGUAAUCAUGACAUGGCUUUGUGCAGAAGAGAUGGAGGCGCUCUUUUUAAAAGAAAAAUCAAAUGAAAAUCAAGAAACUCAAUCGGAGAUGGAAAGGAAGGAGGGAAGAAAAACAAAAUGAAUUGAAAAAUCAACGUGCAUGUUUUCAUUGUUGUACUGUCUAUAUAUGAAUAACGAAUUCCAUGUGCUUUGAUGUCAAUCUAUUAUUACCACCACACACAUACACACAAUAAGACAA